GGCAUCUUCAAUCUUCAACAUUUGUGAAGUAUUUUGAAGGAGUUCUGUAUCCAUUUCACGUUUUCUCAACUUCAAAUAUUAGUAAGAUGGCAUCAAGUACAGGGCGUAAACCUAAGAUGGUUGUAUUUGAUCUUGAUUACACUCUAUGGCCAUUUUGGGUUGACACUCAUGUGGAUCCACCAUUUCAGAAGAGAAAGUCAGGUGAAGUAGUUGAUCGUCAUGGACGACAUGUGAAACAUUUUCCAGAAGUGCCAAAGAUACUACAGAGGUUGAAGUCUGAAGGCUUUAUCAUAGCUGUUGCUUCAAGAACUGCCUGUACAAAGGAAGCUAACUCUCUUAUAGCUUUGUUUGAUUGGGAUAAAUACUUUACAUACAAAGAAAUCUACCCAGGCUGUAAAAUUACACAUUUUAACAAAUUUAAAAGUGCUAGUGGACUUCCAUUUGAGGACAUGUUGUUUUUUGAUGAUGAAUAUAGAAAUAUACGAGAUUUGUCUAAAGUUGGUGUGACAUGUUAUUAUGUGGACGAGGAUAUAGGAGUAACAGAAAAAGUGAUAGCCGAAGGUUUCCAGCAGUUUGCUGACGGCAUCAAGGCGGCCAGAUGACCACAACUGACUUUAGAUGACUUUAAUCUAUGUUUUCUGUGAUAAACUCAGAGUUUUACUAGGUUGAUUUCUGUUUUUUUUAAACCUGACUUUUUACUGUGUUCAUGAAUAUUUGGAUAUUCUUUAUAUGAAAGACGAAAGGAAAUGAAGUUACAAGGUAGUGAAGUUAUAGAAAUAGUUUUAAUUAUUGGCCUUAGUUUCUAUUGAAGAAUAUUUAUUUUUAAUUAAUCUUGUAAAUUGAUUGUUAUCAUAUUGUUAUGUAAGUUAAAUAGGAAAUUAAUUUGUUUGACAGUAUCAAAGAUUUUUAUUAACUGGAAUAACAAAAGUGAAAAACAUAUCACUGAUAUAUAAUAAAAAUCAUUUAUCAAAAUUUAAAUUACUAAGGACACAUACAUCAUAAACAGUGCUUCACCUAGAGAACAGAAACAAUUUAAAGACAGAUUUUUAAUUCUGUCAUCUUGUCAUGAAUAUGUUUAGUUAGAGUUGUCUCUCUUUGAUGUUAAUUUAAAAUACAUGAUUGUGUUUACAUAUCACCAGGUGCUAGUCAUGAUCUUGUUUAAAAUUGUAGAUGUUAACAUUCAACAAAAUGCUUUUCUGUAUAAAAUGAAAACCUCCAUGUUUUAGGCUUUUGACUGUCUCUGAUGUUACUUUGGUAAUUUUACAUUCUCAGAUUGUGGUUUUAGGUUUUGUCUCUGAUGUUACUUUGGGAAUUUUACUCUAAGAUUAUGGUAUUAGGUUUCUGACUCUCAGAUAUUGUUUUAGGCUUUUGACAAGAUAAAGCUAUUAUGUAGAUGUAAGAAUUAUAGUUUCUGACACAUGCACACUAGGGGCGUCUGUGGCCGAGUGGUUAAGGUCGUUGACUUCAAAUCACGUCCCUCACCGCUGUGGGUUCGAAUACCGACAGGGACUUGUGAGGAAGCUAUCCAGCUAGCUUACGGAACGUCAGUGGUUCUACUCAGGUGCCUGUUCGUGCCUGAAGUAAUGCACGGAAGGGCACCUGAGGUCUUCCUCCACCAGUAAAGCUGGAACGUCGCAAUAUGACCUAUACUGUGUCAAUGUGACGUAAAACCCAAAACAAACAAAACGUGCACAUUAUAAUUUGAUUUUAAAAUAAAAUUAUUAUUUAUUAUUAAUGUGCAUUUAGGAUUAAGGGGUUUGUUAUUAUAACUGCAGUUGUAGUCAUAUGAGGUAGACUUAAUAAAUAAAUACAUGUUUAAUUCUCAGGUUUCAAUACAUUAUUAUUGUUCUCAAAGCGUCUCCCCCUUUUUCAGAACAUGGAGGUUUCAUAACUUUUUAAAAUUCAUUUUAAUCACUUAACAAUGUUCACAUUGUAAUCUCUAAAGAAUUAGAUACAUGUAUUUCUAUAUAAAUGUACUAAGUGGA
This is a messenger RNA of Ruditapes philippinarum (Manila clam), 1985 nucleotides long. RefSeq names its product magnesium-dependent phosphatase 1-like. Gene Ontology annotation, molecular function: acid phosphatase activity. NCBI's taxonomy places the organism in Eukaryota, Metazoa, Mollusca, Bivalvia, Venerida, Veneridae. Bases 87 to 602 code for a protein of 171 amino acids. The transcript has 7 exons. The record is from RefSeq and is a predicted model, not a curated record.